Messenger RNA from Rhipicephalus sanguineus (brown dog tick), 4391 nucleotides. Its product is annotated as CD151 antigen. The transcript has 9 exons. The coding region runs from base 553 to 1302 and encodes 249 amino acids. NCBI's taxonomy places the organism in Eukaryota, Metazoa, Arthropoda, Arachnida, Ixodida, Ixodidae. The record is from RefSeq and is a predicted model, not a curated record. Gene Ontology annotation, cellular component: membrane.
CAGGUUCAUCCCGAGAGAAGGUGUAUCUAGCUGGCACAGGGCUCACAUAGGAACCAACCAUUCCUGAGGGGGGCAAAUCACGUGCGCCGGCCGCCGACAGCCGGCCCGAAGUCUUUCCGGCUGGAAAGACCCCUUUCACGGCAGCAGCAGCAGCAGCAGCAGCGGCCACACGUUAAACAACACCGAGCCGCACCGGAGAACCAGGCCCAGUCUGACGAGAACAGCAGACGCGGACGGGUGGUGUUUGCCUUCCACACCUGGAUGCUUCUUAGCCGACGACGACGGUAGCCGGUGCUUAGGAGAGUGACCAGUCGUCCACCCAACGCCGACACUUGCUCCCAGGGAGUCUCGUCUCUCCUCGAGCAUCCCUGCACCUUCCGGAGGACUCCGCCGUUCAUCCCCGUUCUUCCCCUAUCCGCCGCGCGCCUGUGGUGUUCGCGCGGAAUUGGACCACGUCUCCUCCAGCCGCGGUUUGUGACCGUUGUAAAGAAUCGCCAAUCGGCGAGAGACUUGUUCUUCACUUGAGACCGAAACGCGACAGCAACUGCCAAGAUGUACCUCAGGUAUACCAGAAUGUUGGAGGGGUGCGGGAAAGUAGUCAAGUAUGCACUCUUUGUGGCCAACUUUAUCAUCAUGGUUGGCGGAGUGGUGGUGUUCGCGGUGGGCAUCUGGACCCUGGCCGACCGGUCCUUCAUGGAGCGGCUCCUGGGCACGGACCUGUACGUCAGCUCGGCGUCCAUUCUCAUCGCCACCGGGGUCGUCGUCACUAUAAUCUCCUUCCUCGGCUGCCUCGGCGCCUUCAAGGAGAUCAAGUGCAUGCUUCUCACGUACUUCAUAAUACUCUUCAUGAUAUUCAUCACAAUGCUCGUUGGAGGCAUAUUAGGAUACGUCUUCAGGAAUGAGGUGGAUGACCGGAUGUACCAAGAAAUGGUCAUGUCCAUUCCCUCCUACAAGAACGACUCGGUCGUCACGGACGCAUGGGAUGCAGUGCAACAGCACUUCCAGUGCUGUGGUGUUCGACUACAAGCGAAGACUGAACCGUACCGAAUUUGGCAGCUCAAGAACUCACACUUCAACGCAAACCAUCAAGUGCCGGAGUCGUGCUGCAUGAAAAAGGAGUGGCUGCAUGCCUGCUCCAAGAACCCUACGGACCGGGACACUUACAUGGACAGCUGUCACGAAAAAGUCCGGGACUUCGUCAAGGGACAUGCUGUCAUUGUAGGUGGAAUAGGCAUCGGCAUCGCCUGCCUUUUAGUUGUCGGAAUGGUCCUCUCGUGCGCCAUGUUCCUCAUGAUUCGCUAAGCAAUGAGCGGAGCUUAUCCAUGACGUCAUAUCCGGCGGCGACCUGGUGCCUACUCCCCGCUACAGUGCACACGCGUGCGUGUGUGUGUGUGUGCGUGCGCGCCUCGCUCCUCCUUCAACCAAAGGUGCCAACGACGGCCACCCCACGUCGCUGGCGUUGUUAAGUUUCGCAGCGGCUUCCGCCCUUGAGUUUCGUUUAGUGUUUGGCUCCUCCCCCCCGGUCCGCUCACGUGACGACACAGAAGAUAUAGCAAGGCUGCAUGAACUGCCGGCAGGAAGGACGCUUCUACAAGCCAUGGUCGCCUUUGUAAUGAGUGGACACCGCUUUGAAGAAGUGCCUAUACUGGAAUUCACCAAAAAAAAAAUUGCUGGAGCAUGGACACUUUUAAGCGAGCAAGACCCCCGCGCUUUCUUUUUCUUGCCAUUCCAGUGAGAACUGCGCCGUUUCGUUUCUGUUAGAGGUUUCUUUUUUUUUUUUUGCGGAAUCCUUACUAUACGUUCCCUUUUCCACGCAUUUCUUGUUUAUUUGUUUAUUUGUGUAUGGACGAUUACAUUUGUUGCGCCUGGAGUGUGGAGACGCUUUCCUUUGAAACUCUCCUGCAUUGCGCGUUUGGUUGUGUGUAUCGCUGUGUCUUCAACGCACGUUAUUAUUAUUUCUUUUUCAUGGCGUUCCUGCUUGUUAAGCCUUCUGUAAUUUAUUAACUUUUGUACAGCUGUCCGGACCAUGCCCCUGAGCCUCUUAAGUGGACAAGGGUAAUUUUUGUCUGCAUAUGAUAAAUCGCAUUUAUAAUCGUGUUAUAGACAGAAGAAUCGACACGGAGGCGAAUUGCAGCACACUGUAUGCAUUAUUAAUCCACACACCACAUACGCAAUUCAUUACGCAGCUAUACUUUUUUUUUGUUCGCUGACAAUAAAUCUACAUUCAAGACACGGAACGUAAGCAAAACAUAACUUCAUACAUAGAGACAAGUUGUUGUUGUUUUCUUUCUCAUUCAUUACAAUUACCAUCCCGCUCAUUUCGCCAUUUUCUUAUCAUUUGAAUGCAUGCUACGAUUGUAAGUUUUAACGAUGUCAACCAGUCUACACGAGGCAAAAGAGAACAUAUCAGCUGAGAAUCACUUGCCAAGUGUUCAACGCAUUCUGGCGUAAACACGAGGAAUGUCGAUUUCGUUCGAUAUUUGUACUUACCGAAAGAGCUUUUUUCGAGAAGACUCACUUACAACGCUGCUAAGUUUGGACUGAAUGUGUUUCUCAUCUAGUCUUGCCUCCCUGUAUCAUUCGAGGCAUGUCUGUAGUGUCCGUCAUGUUUUACCUAUAGACAUUUUUGCACUGCCUUUGACAUAGCUGUUUAUUCGCCAGCCCGCGCACAUCUCAUCUGUGACACUGCACUUGCCGUUUUACAAGAAAAGAAGGAUGACUAUUUUUGUGUUGCGACGUGCCUUUUCUUUUCUUUUUUUGGUCAUUUGGUAGUUAUGUAACAGACGAAAGAAAUAACAAGAAGGCAGCCUUUCAGAACACUGGGACCAAUGGCGCGAUAACUCGUGCAGUAUUCUGCCUUAUGCGUUCAAAGCUCCUGCGCACUCGUGGUGUGCAGAUACAUUGUACAUUUACGCAAGUUCAUUGUUACGCGGUGAAUACAUUUGCAAGACGAGAACCGUUUGGAACAGCCCACACGAGACAUUUGACACGUGCUAGCGCAAGACACAAACAUACCGCAACGUUUGAAACCUUCUUGAGACGGUUUGCAUUGUUCACAUUAUCCUCGAGAACCAAACACUACGGUAUUAGAGGUGAUAUACCUUCACGGUUCGCCUUUACCCAUGGUUGAAGCAUAGCACUUAAGGACCGUUGACUCCCAAACGCACGGCGAAUUCGUUAUAAGCGAUUCUUUCGUUGUGCGGUCGAGGCAUCACGGCAGAGAAGGACGUCAUGGAGGAAUACGAGCGUACGUGCAGCGUGAAUUUAUGUGUGAAUAAUGUGAAUUUCCUCUCCAUAACUUUCUCAUGCGCGAAAAGAAAAAAAAAAUCCGUGCUCGUUGGCCCCACUCAUUAUAAUGAGACGCGUCAGUUGCGCAUGUCCUCACGAUUGUCUCGUUUACGUCAAGCCGCGAGACGAGAGAUAAAAUCUCGCUUAAAUCGCGCACACCACCUUCCUCGAACUUGAUGUGUGUCUCAACAUUCGUUGCUCUUAUCGUCGAAUAAGAUAAAAAAAGAAUGUUUUGCGGUGUUUCUCGAUUGCUUGUUUGAAAGAUGUCGUAGCUUUAAGCAAGUCGCAGCAUCGUUGGUAAUCACAGUCUCGUGUGUUCACUAUGAUAAGAUAAAAGAAAUACUAGAGUUUCUUGCGCGACAGAAAAUUGAAGUUACUUGUAUACGUCCUUUCACAAAUGCAAAUGUGUUGUUUGCUCUGUCAAUGUCGCUGUCGAAGCAUCAAAGCAAGUGAAUUUUCGAUGUUCGUAUUCCGCGACAAGACACUUCGUCUCAGAUGUUUUCGGAGUGCUGAUAAGUGUGCGCUCGCGGUUUUAUGUGUGAUGGCUGUCGCAGUGUACUACGUGUUUGUUGGCCUCGUGUUUUUUUUUUUUUUCGGAAAAAGCUACGUCAUUUUGAGUUGAAAGGUUAUACGAUAGUUGUGUAGAGAUUCCACGAUUCUGGUUUUUCUGUUUCGUUUUGUCGCACUCAUGUUUCAGAUAUUGCGUGUGCAACAUGUCCGCACUGUCAUUGCCGCUAAUGGAUAGCGUAGCAUUGCUUGACACCAUCAGUGUAGUUUGUCUUCAUUGAGCAAGCAUUUACUGUUGAGGCACUCCCCGAGAAGUGCCAUUUGCUCUGUCCCUAUAAGCAACGUACUAGAUGUAGAAGUUUCUCCAAGUGUAAAAUAUGUAGCUGUGCUCCCCCUAUAGCCCGACUUGUGUCUGUAUUAAUGAUGUACUUAUGAUGUCCAGAACUUACCUGGUCAGAGGGCGUGACGAGCGUUUUGUUGUUGUUGUUGUUUUUUCUUUUUCUUCUUCUAGACACUCUGUCACUUCUUGGCAAUGUAAAUGAACUUGCGUUGUCUUUUGAAUAUUUAUUUCAGAAAUAAACAGUUGGAAAUCACGA